Messenger RNA from Punctularia strigosozonata HHB-11173 SS5, 674 nucleotides. RefSeq lists its product as uncharacterized. The coding region runs from base 76 to 408 and encodes 110 amino acids. The record is from RefSeq and is a predicted model, not a curated record. Lineage: Eukaryota; Fungi; Basidiomycota; Agaricomycetes; Corticiales; Punctulariaceae. The transcript has a single exon.
GGGAUGUGGCGCAGCAAGGUAAACCACAGAAAUUCCGCUAGAGUCUACGAACUAUGUUGCACACGUCUCUGAUGUAUGUUCUGGCCAAAUAGAGCCCCACGAAAUGAGAAUACUGUUCACAGAGUCUUUCCUACGAAAGGCGAGGGCCAUAGUGAGUCCGGAGGGAGACCUCGUUCUUCCAACUUCCGACUGACGCGGAAAUGUCGGCACUACCAAUAUCGAAUGCAAAGCGCACCUGCCCCUGUCUUCCGUCCGGUAUGGAAUGACCGCAUUCCCAUCGUCCCAUACGUGCAGCUUGAUGUCCAGGAGCCGAAGUCACGGCAGACGUCGGGAGACGAUGCAAUCAAGCUAAAAAGGUUAUUGGCAGCAACCGCGUUCGCAUAUCCCAGGAACGCGCGAAGGGCAUAAAUGCCCUUGCGCGCGUCAACGUCUGAAUCGGACCGACUCUGCGCGGGUCGCUCUUCAAAUGCUGCCGGAUGCGCCUGUGUUAAGGUGGAGCCGCCCGAUCUCCAUUAUUGCGGCAGUGCAGAAGGUGCGAUGCCGUACGGCGAAGAGGUGGAUGGAGGAACUCACGCGAAGCCCGAGACCUCCGCAAGCAAAUCGCAAGUCGGAGAUGGUAGCACAACGAGAACCCCAAUCAUCGCUUGCUCGUGAUCGCAGUGAGACAGGGGAAC